UAAAAGGCAAAGCGGAUGGCAGUUUUAAAAUAAGUCUCGUGUUGUUCUUUCCUAUGUGUGGGACAGCUGCAUGAAUGUGUUGGCCUUGUAGAUAAAUCAGCCCCCGUAAAAUGUUUGCAGAAACGGCGUGGGUAGGUUCAGUGCAUUGUCUACCUUCAGUGAUAACAUUUAAUGUAUCUAUCAGCACAGAUGCAGAAUGCAGGAAGCAACUAUGUGGCCUGCAAGUAACGGAUGUGUUAUUGGCCAAGGAGGUUUGACGUGCCUGAUGUUUUACUGGGUCCUAAUGCUAGGCGGCUUCUCUGGUAGCCACAGCCGCUUAGUUUGAUAUUCCAGUGGUGCACAGACUACACAAGGACUGUCUGAGCGCCACCUCGCGAGGAUCGGUUGCUGGUGGAUAAUACAGAUUUGCCACCGGGGGUUGUGAAAGGAGACAUGCCGUCGCUGAGCAUCCGUUGCGACGCUUGACUGACCAUGAUGAAGACCGAAUCCACAUCCAAGAGCACCGGCUCUGGCUCUACGCUCAGGAGCCCAUCCCCGCACAGGAACGCGUACGAGGCGGGGAUGCAGGCCCUGAAACCCGUCAAAGAUAAUGCUGCGAACGGGGACCUGCAGGAGGGCCCCCGAGGGCGCAGGUACGGCUCCAAUGUGCACCGAAUCAAAAACAUGUUCCAGCAAAUGCAGACCACAUCCCCAGCCGCCGAUGCAGAGGGAGAGGACGUCGCCAGGAACGCCGACAAAUCGGUGCGCCUCUCCCUCCCAAGAGCCGGGAGCCUAAACGAGAACGUGGACCACAGCGCGCUGCUGAAGCUCGGAUCCACCGUGUCCGAGCGCGUUAACAAGUUCGACAAACCGGAGAGCGGGCACCAGCGGGCCUCGUCACCCAGCUACUCCAAGCUGCAGGAGACCCGCCGCAUCUUCGAGCAGCAGCAGCAGGAGAGGCAGCAGCAGGAGAAGCUGGCCACCACCAGGGUCCUACUGAAGACAGACAAGGCCUCAGGCUUCCAGGAUAGCAGGUUGGACGUGGUGGCUCGUUUCAACGGCAGCACAGAGUCUCUGGACAGCCUUGACACCAGCGAGGCCGUGUCCCCUACAGUCAGCCAGCUCAGUGCUGUGUUUGAACGGGCAGCCGAGCUCCGGAACAACCUCCACCGCCUCUCCUCGACCCCACCACUCCCUUCCCGGGGGGUCAGCACCAAGGUGGGUGUGUUGAACUCCAAAAUAAUCACAAAGAGGGUUAGUGCCUUUGCAGCAGGCAACCAGGAGGAAGAAAUCAGCAAUCAGAAUGGCCCAGAGGGGCCUCCAAGGGGCCCCAGGGGUAGGGUGACUCCCCCAUCAGAAAGCAUUAAUGGGGACCAAAGUGUUGGCCAAAACGCCCCAACUACUGACCUUUUCAGUACUGUAGGAGAGCCAAAUGAGCAGAGAGAAAAGACUGUUUCAGAUGCAGGUGUUGAGGCAAAAGCUGAGGUUAAACCUGAGGAACACUCUGGGGCCAAAGACCAUAGUAGCUCAGCACUGCAAGGUGACAUCCACAUCUCUGUGGAGAAUGGAGAAACCGCUGCUGAGAAGCAAAGCUCUCCAAAAGGUGGUGAGAUGCUUAGGCAGGAGGGGCAGAUGGUGAAGGAUGCUGAGGAGGAAGACAGGACUCUCAGAGACGACCAGUCGGGGCGAGAUUCUGUGGAUAUCAGUACCUACAGCGCUGUGGGGGAGGACUUUGGGGGAAGCCAGGCUGAUGAGGAGGAAGUAGAUGACCGCUACGAGCCUGAGUCCAGCUGUGUGGAGAUUGUUGGGCUGCCUGUGGAGGAGGACCCACCCCCUUCCAGGAAGAUCCGCUUCAGCGUGGAGCCCAUCAAGGUGUUUGCCACCUACCCCAACGAGGACUAUGACAGGCGUAAUGAAGACGUUGAUCCCAUGGCAGCGUCUGCUGAGUACGAGCUGGAGAAGAGGGUGGAGAGGCUGGACCUGUUCCCCGUGGAGCUGGAGAAAGAUGGCGAUGGCCUGGGCAUCAGUAUCAUCGGGAUGGGUGCAGGGGCUGACAUGGGCCUGGAGAAGCUGGGCAUCUUUGUCAAGACAGUCACAGAAGGAGGAGCAGCACACAGGGAUGGCAGGAUCCAGGUGAACGAUCUGAUUGUGGAGGUGGACGGGACCAGUUUGGUGGGAGUCACCCAGAGCUUUGCCGCCUCUGUACUCAGGAACACCUCAGGAACUGUCAAGUUUGUCAUCGGGCGAGAGAAGCCGGGAGAACAGAGCGAAGUGGCCCAGCUCAUCCAGCAGACCCUGGAGCAGGAACGCUGGCAGAGGGAGAUGAUGGAGCAGCGGUACAACCAGUACAUGGACGAACAAGAGGGUGGUGAAUAUGGCACAGAUGAGGAAGAGGACGAGGAUGAGGAGGUCAGUCCGCCGUAUCCCAGCGCCAUCGAGGUGUUUGACUUGGCAGAGAACGAGGACAUGUCGCCUCUGGAGACAGACCCUGAGAAACUGGCCCAUAAAUACAAAGAGCUCCAAAUAAAGCAUGCUGUGACCCAGGCUGAGAUCCAACAGCUGAAAAGAAAGCUGCACCACGCGGAGCAGGAGAAGCAACGCUGGCGAAUGGAUAAGGCCCAGCUGGAACAGACCCUGCAGGAGAACAAGGAGCGUAUGGAGAAGCUAGAGGGCUACUGGAUGGAGGCUCAGAGCCUGUGCCAGGCGGUGGACGAGCACCUGAAGGAGACACAGUCCCAGUAUCAGGCCCUGGAGCGCAAGUACAGCAAAGCCAAACGCCUGAUCAAGGAGUAUCAGCAGAAGGAGAUUGAGUACCUGAAGAAGGAGACCCAGCGCUGUGCACAAGUUGGAGCUGAGGCCUCUCUUCUGAAAGAGGAGUCUGGACAACUUCAAGAGCAGGUGGCUGACCUGGAGUGCAGGGUGGAAGAGCUGAAAUCUGAACCUUUAUAAAAGCCUUUGUCCGUUACGUAUCUCAGAAGGCAGAAGAUAGUGUUAUUGUACUUGCAAUGACCUGCAGGGUAUUUCUUGUCUCCAACUUGAGCUUGGUUUCUGGUUGCAUACUGUAUAUGUGUCCUCAGGCUUUGUAUUUCAGCCACUUAACCCUUUUAACCAUGUUUUUUUGUUAACAUUUAUGGGAACGUGAAGAACAGUUUUAUCAUCACAAAUACAGACUCUGUUGAGCUCUAGAUGUGUACUGUUCCUUUUUAAUUUCCAGAGUUCAGUAUUUAAUCCCUUAAUUUGUGGUUUUGUGACAGACCAGGCCGUUGCUUUUAAUUGCCAAAAAACAAUUUCCUUUCUUUCUUUUGCCUAGUUUUGUGACCUUUUUUCUGAGUUUGUACAGAUGUGAUACUGUGUGGUUUAACAAUCAGUUUGGUUUGUAAAAAUUUUAAUAUAACAUUUAACAUAAUAUAAACUAAUGAGAUUGAGGGUUGUUGUAUAUUUUAUGUGAUGAAGAUGUGUACAUUGGACGGAGAUUGCACUGAAGAAGACGUCAACAAGGUGCUUCACUGGAUUGGAGGAAUAAACUGGAACAGUGUUUGAGGUGUCUUCGAAAUUGUACAAACAGUAAACCAACCUUCGUAGGGGUCUUGUCACUUAACCUUGAGAACCACCUGCUGCCUACCUUUCAGAAGUGUUUGUGUGUUUUUUACACAUUAAGACUCAUUAAUGAGCGUCCAAUCCUCCGGUUUCAACCCCUCGCUUCUUUCAAAAAAGGACCACAGAAAAAAGCCUCCACAACUGCUGUGCCACAAAUGAAAAUGGAUCUCUUUUUUCCCCUCAAAAUGGAUGUUGUCAAGGACUUGUGUAACUGGUAUUAGUUAGGACUACUGAAAUAAGAAACAUUACUGGACUGGGAUGUUAAAGAAGCCGUUACCAGCAGCAAACUUAUAGAUUUAAAAAGCUUGUGUCUUUAACCAGCAGCUGCACUUGACACCGCUGUGUGUAGCACAUGGAAAACACUGCCAGGUUAAUACCUGUUUCAAUUUACGCACAGUUUAAAAUGAAAUCUGAGUCUACUUGUGUCAACUGUCAUACCCAGUAUGUUUGUAUAGUUCAGGUAAGACUGAAAAUUUUAAUUUUACUUAAUAUUUAUAAUAUAGUCAAGGUGGAAAUAUGAGCUAACAAGGACAAAAACUGACAAAAUCAAUGCAAAAAGCAGUGUUCAAUAGACAGUUAUACUGUGUCAUGUAAAAGAAGUAGAUCUUGAUGACUACAAAAACAAAAUUAAGAUUAAUGAAUUGAAAAAAAACAGGCAUGGUUACGAGUAUUUUCAUAAUAUUAAGGCUUGUACAGUGCACAUGCUUUGCAUUGUAUGUUUUGUGGAAUAAAUGGUCAACAGUGA
Messenger RNA from Siniperca chuatsi (mandarin fish), 4321 nucleotides. Its product is annotated as neurabin-2-like. Gene Ontology annotation, biological process: actin filament organization; neuron projection development; calcium-mediated signaling. Gene Ontology annotation, cellular component: actin cytoskeleton; dendrite; postsynaptic density. Bases 472 to 2928 code for a protein of 818 amino acids. Lineage: Eukaryota; Metazoa; Chordata; Actinopteri; Centrarchiformes; Sinipercidae. The record is from RefSeq and is a predicted model, not a curated record. Gene Ontology annotation, molecular function: actin filament binding. The transcript is spliced from 11 exons.